AUGCUUCACGCUAUCUUUGCAGUGUUUCUGUCUUUGUUGUGUGCUUUCGUACAAUUCGCGUCGGACGAUUGUUUUCUCGGUAUUAGUCGGUUAAGUACCCAGAAUCACCGCAUGGGGUACCGUAUUUUUAGUCUCGUCCAUGGUGUCGUAGCUCAUAUUCGAUUACCCGUCCCAUACGACAUUAUCCAGCAAUAUCCUAAAGGCUUGCAUAUGUGCCAUAAUAACGGACACGUGCGAGCGUUCCCUACUUAUCUCAGAGAAGCAUCUGGUCUAGACUGUGGACUUUGGCACGUGACAAAGUCUGCUGUAGACGAUUCCUCCGCAGAGUCCGCAGAGCUUAAAGUCCGCGACGCAUCGCCGCCCUUCAAUAAGCCGACUGCAGAUGUAAUUUUACGCUCAUCUGAUCUCGUCGACUUCCACGUACGGAAGGCCAUCUUGGCAGAGGCAUCCCCGUUCUUCGAUGUCAUGUUCCAUAUGCCCCAGCCUUCCGCGCCCAAAUUGGAGGACACCGACUACAAGAAUGGUCCGCCGGUCAUUCCUAUGACAGAAGAUAGCCGGACGCUAGACAUCAUACUGCGCAUUUGCUAUCCUGUGCAGCAAGUCGAGAUCCGCGACGUCGAGACUUUGCGUCCUGUCCUUGAAGCUGUACUAAAAUACGACAUGGACAGCGUUAUGGAGGUGGUCAAGAGUCAGAUGCGGAUAAUCGCUGCCGAAGUCCCAUUGCGCAUUUAUGCCCUCGCGCUUGUACUGGGUUUGAACGAGGAAGUUCGCUUCGCGGCCAGGUGUUCCUUGGCGCACUCUGUGCAGACUGCGCGCGUGCCAGAAUUCGAGGAGAUCACGGCUGCCGCAUAUUGUCGGCUGCUCGACUAUCGCAAGCGAUGCAGUGAUGCAGCGGAGCCUCUUGCGUCAGGCAAGAUUCUCGAUUGGCUACCAAAUCGUCAAUGGAUAUUCUUAAGCAGCUCACGGAAUAACGCGCGACGACCUGGAGUUCCGGAGCACUCUUGCUCGGAGGGCGACACUAUCACAGUUCAGAACAAUUUGAUGCGGACUAUACACUAUACCAGGCAAUGGUGGUGGGAUCAUCUAUCAAGCAUCCAACAAGUGACGGACGAAACGCCCAGCGGGAAGGCUGUGAUCGAGGCAGGGGUCGAUGAAGCAGUGAGAGUAGCAUCAAGCUGUAGAGUCUGCGCACCAUUGGUAGGGCAGGACAUGCGAGCGUUCGUAGACCUGUAUGCAGCUGAGGUCGACAAGGCGGUGUCUCAGGUGGGUGUUCUGCCGCUUCCGAUUGAACGGGCAAAAGGCUUCGACGAUACUCAUUACUUCGUCUCAUAG
Molecule: messenger RNA, 1332 nt
Organism: Postia placenta MAD-698-R-SB12
Lineage: Eukaryota; Fungi; Basidiomycota; Agaricomycetes; Polyporales; Adustoporiaceae
Exons: 4
Coding region: 1-1332 (443 amino acids)
Molecular function (GO): protein binding
Source: RefSeq, a predicted model, not a curated record